AGUGGUUUUUAUCCUCCGCUCUGCGUAAUAGGAAGGGUGGAAGCCAUUUCAAUAUUUGAUCCUUCUCUACUUCAUACCGAUGUGGAUGGUAAACAGCAAUAUAUUUUUGACUUUCUAAGCGGAACUGAUGACAUAAUAACAGCUUUAGCAGUUGACACACGCAGUAAUUUGUUGUUUUACGCGGAAGACAUGAUAAAAUCAAUAUAUGUUGUAAGAAUUGAAGGUGGUCAAUAUUCGAGAAUAAUCCACACAUAUACCAGCGGCCGGGUUGAUGGUAUGGCUGUUGACUGGAUUUCGCUUAAAGUUUACUGGGUUGAUUAUCUUCAAAAUCUUCUAAUGGUUUCAUCCUAUGACGGAAUGUCUAAAUCAACAAUGUUCUAUGAUAUCGUUAGUCCAAGGGCUAUAGCAGUAGACCCAAAUGCAAGAUUGAUAUAUUGGACUGAGCAGACAUCACCGACAAAACUUGUGCGCUGUAAUCUAGAUGGUACAAAUCGCCAGGAUCUUAUCAACACAAACCUGUUAAAUCCAUCAGGAAUCGCUCUUGAUCACGCUCAAAGAAGAGUUUAUAUCGUUGGUGAAGAUAGUAUGCUCAUAUAUUAUAUUGACUAUGAUGGAAUCGAGCAAGUUAAUAUUGUUGGCUCAAGUACUUAUCCUGCCAAAGACAUCACUGUGUUUCAGGACUUCAUAAUAUUAGCUGGAUCGUACGGGCAACAAUCUGGAGUCAUUGAAGCAAUACACAAGGUCUCUGGCAGCCAUGAAGGUCGUAUAAAUGUAAAUACUACAGUAUAUGCCAUAGACACCUUUGAUGAGUCUACCCAACCUACAGCUACACUGACUACAGCACCAACGAUUACAACUACAUCACCUUUGAGCUCAACAACGCAAACUAAAGUGACUACAACUCCGAAAAUUGUCAUUACAACGUCGUCUCUGAGCACAAGGCAAACCACAGUGACUACAACUCCGAAAAUUGUCAUUACAACGUCGUAUCUGAGCACAAGACAAACCACAGGACAUGUGACCUCGGUUGGAGCGGAUGCAACACAAGAGAUGGAAACAGGAAAUGAUUCUAUUCUUAUCAUCGGUGGUGCUUCCGGGGGUGUUGCUCUACUCAUUAUCUUCCUGAUUGUCAUCCUGAUCGUUUUGGUUAAUAAGCAGAAAAGACCACAUAAAUAUGGAGAUAACUCUACAAAUGGACUUACAUCUAACAGUGAGGACCAAUAUGCAACGCAUUUACCUCAAGGACGCAGUGGACCAAAUAAUCACACCUAUGACACACCUAAUGUGAAACUAGAGCCGCCAACGUAUGAAUCAUCCAUUGCAGAUUAUGGAAGAAAAAAAGCAAUCGGAGAAUCACCAUACAGUGUCACUAAGCUUGUUCAUCAAUUUAACACUCCAAAUACUGUUGCGUUGUACUCAAAAUCCAAACCAGUACCUGUCGCCGUCGGUAAUUCGUACGUGCGACGUGGUUCUCAUCCUCCACAAUACGCUCAUGAAGAUGCAAACGGAUAUCUUGAAAUGCAAAACGUUAUGCCUAAGUAAACGGCUUUUUUAAGCACCGUGAGCUCAUCAAACGGAUAGAUUGUACAUGGAUGUACGAAUAAAUAAUAGUUACGUACUACUAGCUAGCCAGGGAUGAUUGUAAUGAUAUUAGUGGUGGUGAGUUUUAGCAGGUGGAAAAGCUAUUAGAAGCCAGAUACAAAGUUUAUCAUAAACAGGAGAAUUUAGUAAUACAUAAUAUAGGUCUGGCGGCUUAGAUUAAAAAGAAGAAAAGUUUUCUGUAAUCAAUGAACUAAAUAUUCAUUUGAUAGUAUUGGAUAUAAUUCACCUUGAAAGAAUACAAACAUUCUACCAGUUGGUUACAAUUAAAUACAAAUUCUUAGUCAUAUAUUAUAAUGGAACAGAAUUGGUUGCAAAAAAUCUAAAUAUUUUAAGGUUUUUUCCACAAGCACAUUUGAGCUACAUAUUCUAAAAUAUAUCCGCAUAGAUGGUACAUGGAUGUACGAAUAAAUAAUAGUUACGU
Molecule: messenger RNA, 2023 nt
Organism: Anneissia japonica
Lineage: Eukaryota; Metazoa; Echinodermata; Crinoidea; Comatulida; Comatulidae
Product: low-density lipoprotein receptor-related protein 4-like
Exons: 11
Coding region: 190-1542 (450 amino acids)
Source: RefSeq, a predicted model, not a curated record